Pieris macdunnoughi is the source of this 1137-nucleotide messenger RNA. The record is from the annotation of a GenBank genome assembly. NCBI's taxonomy places the organism in Eukaryota, Metazoa, Arthropoda, Insecta, Lepidoptera, Pieridae.
AUGCGAAAUAGUAAUGAUGAGGAGAACAUGGAGAAGAAUACUGUGGCAAAUGAGACAGAUUUUUAUUUGAAAACUGCUCGCCUAGAUAGGAAAGCUGAUCCUUACAAGUGGUGGUCAGCAAAUGAAAAGCAAUACCCAAACCUUUCAAAAUUUGCUAAAGUUUAUCUUUCUUCUCCCGGGAGUAGCGUGCAUAGUGAGAGUUUUGAAAGAAUAUCUAAUUUCGUGUUCAUUAUCUCUCUCAAAGGUUGGAAAACUUUAAUAAAUAACGUUUCAGACGACCGAAACGCGUCCGAGGCCGGCGAAUACAUUUUCCGAACCCCGAUACUGAGAAAGCGUUGGUACGAGAUCGGCGUCCUGGCGAUCCGGGUCUCGAACUCCACCGCAGAGAGGAACGGAACGAGGGAUCCGAACGACGUCGACUUCGAGGAGUGUCGCCUCAUCAACGCCGAGAAGAGCAUCGUCGACAGCGGCACCACCGGCAUCCGGAUGCCCGACGCCGUGUUCCGGCGGGUGGUGGGCGAGUUGAGGAGUUCGGCCCGGACGUCGAACACGCUCGUCUUGGACGAGUUCUGGUACCACGGGGAGGCCGCCUGCUGGCCCGAGCCCCAAGAGUGGAACCUGCCCUCUCUGGCCGUCGACAUCCUCGGCUCGGAGGCCGACGACCGGUUUUUCACUCUGGAGAUCCCGGCUCAGAGCUUCAUGCGCGUGAUCAGCGCCCGCAACAAGUCGGCGUCGAGCGGCUCCGUCUCGGAGUUCUGCUACAAGUUGGGGCUGGAGGCCGCUCCGGGCACGGUGCUGGGCUACACGGCCAUGGAGGGCCUGCAGGUGCUCUUCAACAGGUCCGCCGGCUGGAUCGGCUGGAGAGAGUCGUCCUGCGGGCCCGCGGCCCGGACGUCCGGUCCGUGGAACGCGUCCGGGUCCCUGCUGAGCUCCUGCGGCCUCGACCGGUCUCUGCCGGACGUCAACGUCUCGAUAAAGGCCGCGCAGUGGACCCUCUGCGCCAUCUCCGUCGUGGCGGGUGCGGUGCUCGUCUAUCUAUUGGCUCCCUGCAUCAAGAUGUUCCCGGUUCGGCGCUUGCCCCGGUCCCAGCAGAUCUCUCUGUCCCAAGCGGCCUUGGUCGAGCGGGAUACGACGUAG